Chironomus riparius is the source of this 1727-nucleotide messenger RNA. The record is from the annotation of a GenBank genome assembly. Lineage: Eukaryota; Metazoa; Arthropoda; Insecta; Diptera; Chironomidae.
CAAGAAAUAAAGUCAUCAAAUGACAAUUUUUUGUUUAUUACCGAAAAUAUUAGCACACUUUUGUAUUCCCUAUUUAUGUUAGAACGGCUUAAUUCAUAACAAAACAAACUACAUGUAAAUAAAAACAUACAAAUUCUAGAAUUCUCAAAAAGAAUGAAUAAAAGUAGCUCUGUAAAGUUUCUCUGUCAUAAAGAUGAAGAUAAUUUAUCUCCAAUCAAUUCUAAAUUUUCUGGCAUCUUCAACAAGUCGCUGUUUGCCGAUAAAAUCAAUGAUGAUCCAGAAGAAAAAGUAAACAACCCAAAACAACAUUCCGAAGAAUCAAAAAAGGAGUUGAGCCUGUCUGACUACUUCAAGUCAUUGCAGCUACUUCAAAACAUAAACGAGAAACAGCUGAAGAUAUUGAAGAAGAUAUCAAGUGUCGUGCCUCCAAAUGAAAAUGGAUUCUUGACAAUGAAAACUUCAUCGAAAAAUCAACUCCAAAAUGUAGUUUACUACAACCACGUGAGCUCAAAACUUAUUAAUUAUAACAUAAUUGAGCCAUCACAAUUGGGACUGGAUGAAAAGAAGGAGUUGUCAAUGCAAAAUAUAGACUUAGUUCCACCGAAAAGAAAAGUUGGAAGACCUAGAAAUGAGGACAAGAAAAUUUUACAAAAUUACAGUUAUGAUCCGUUCCAUGCUAAUCCAUUGAAUCAAGAUAUUUUAAUACAUAAAACUAAGUAUGGACGGUCAAUAAAAUUCAACACAGAAGUAGCAAAAAUGUUGCAAAUUGAUCAAGAGUCUCAGUUACUACACAAACAAAAAGUACCGGAAAAAUUAAUAGAAAGCAUUAAAAGAAACCCAACGGAACCGCUUGAAGAAAUAGACAGACCAAGAAAGCAAAGAAUAAUUUCUUCAGAAUUCAGAUGUGCUACUUGUAAAAAGGUUUAUCUUGGCAAGAACAAAAUGAAUCAUCAUUUCAAAUUGAAUCCCAGCCACAGAGUUUUCUCAGUGGAAAGUGACUUGUUUUCGCAUUUAAUGAAAUUAGUUCGACAAAAGAAAAACAAUCAGGACAUGGCUAAUGUAUUCUUCAAAGAGCUCUCAAGCUUUGUUCAGCAGUGCGAGAAGCUAACGCCCAAGUUGAUAACAAACAAUGAAAAUCAUCUAAAUGUCCACCAUCAUGUGAUUGAUAAAAAUUCAGCAAGUGUCUUGAGAAUCAAUCCGGGAGAAUACAAAAUUAAUAUGAAUGUUUUUGAUAAGAAUUUCAAGUUUGAUAAUCCACUGGAUCAGGUGGAAAAUGAAGAAGAGAGGAAUAUAAGCAUAGAAGAAGUACAUCAUCAAAAUAUUGAGCAUGUAGCACACGGCAAUGAAGUUAUAAAAGUUCUCGACGAUGUACCAAGUCUUGAUGGAAAUGAAGUCAAUUUGCUGAUACCUCAAUCAAAUGAACUUACUCAUCUCACUAAUAUUAGUGACAUAAUAACAAACAGCGAACAUGAAGGAGACAAUGCACUUCUCGGAUUUUUAAAUUGAACAGCGCUGCAUGGAUGUUUUGUUUUUUUGACAACGACAUGAGAUAUCAAUUUUCAUCACAUCUUAAAUUCAUGAUUUUUCAUAAAUGUAGUCAUCGCUUCGUUGACAAAAAAAUGAGUAAGACAACACUUGCCAAAAGUUUCACGUUCAUUUUUAACACUUUUCGACAAACAUAAUCAAUUACUAGAAUUAGAAAUAAAAUCUUGUGAAUAUUUGUGUCG